Messenger RNA from Prorocentrum cordatum, 1473 nucleotides. Lineage: Eukaryota; Dinophyceae; Prorocentrales; Prorocentraceae. The record is from the annotation of a GenBank genome assembly.
AUGCCCCUCGCAUUCAUCACGGUCAAGACGCCCGACGGGUCGCUGGUGCACCUGGACGUGGACUUGCGGACACAGGUCGAUGAGUUCCGCUCCAUCCUCGCGCCCAAGUGCGGCGUGCAGAGGCACAGGCAGCGGUUGGUGUUCGCUGGCCGGUUGCUCCAGGACGGGCGGCUUGGGUGGCUCGCUGCCCGCCAUCGACGUGCCGCCGUGCCCCGCGUGCCCGCCGUGCCCUGGGGCUAUCGUGGGCGCGACCGCAGGCGGAUCACGUUGGCCUGCCUGGCGGCGGGCGUGGCCGGGGCCUCCAUCGGCGCGCUGGCCGCCAUCGGGGUGCUGCGGGUCUGGGGCCCAGUGCGCUUCUCGGCGGAGGCUCGGGGCCCGGUGACGUCCACUGGGGCGCGGCUGGCGGAGGCCGCGUGGCUCGCCGCCGCCACCGCCAAGGCGGACGCCGAGUUCGCCCGCCGCCGCCCUGGGGUGCCCGCUCCGCCUGGCGGCGAGCUCAUCCCCACAAGCGGCGGGUUGCUGCCUGGUGCGGGGCCCCCAGCUGCAGGCGGGCCGCUGGUGGGGGCUGCCGCUCGUCCGGAUGCUGCUGGUGUUGCGCUGGCCGCCGUGGGACCCGUCGGCCCAGCCGCGGGCGCCGCCGCGGGGCCGCCGCCCCUCGCCGCGCUGCCGCCCGCCGCGUUGGCUGCCCCCGCGGCUGGCGUGCCGGCGUGCCGAUGGCCGCAGGUGCCCCGCCCGCCGUCGGAGCUCCUCCUGGCCCUGGCUGGAAAGGGAACAGCGGCCCCCCGCUUGUGGCGAACGGCGAGGCGCCGCCCGACUGGGCCUGGCUGGGUGCUCGCGGAGGACGUCGACUCGCUGCCCUUCGGCUCGAUCGUGCAGGCGGGGCCGAUCACGGGCAUCGCGUUGGCGGCGCGGGCUGGCAGGCGGGCAGUCGUCACGCUCGCGGGAGGCAUCUCGGCCGUGGCCUUCAUCCUGGAGGACUGGCGCCGGGGAGACUUCUCCGCGAAGUGGCAUGGGUCUGGCGGCGCCUGGACUCUGGCUCGCGCCCCCGGCAGUGGUGUUCCGCGCAGCUGGCUCUCAGUGACCGAGUUCGCCCGAGAGGUGCCCGACCCCCAGUUCGCGCUCAUGCCGGCGUCCAGCUGCCUGGCGCGCGGCCCGGAUCUGGCGACGAUCGACGAGGUCAACGUGGCGAACCUCGUCGGAGCGGAACGCUCGGUGCAGCAGAUGCAGCUGAUCGAGCAUUUCUUGGAGGAGAGGCAGAGGGGGCAGGACUCGGCCCAGCAGAGGCUGCCGCAGGAGGAGAUCAGCGCCUUCAUGGGCGCUUCCAGCCGCCCGAGCAGCAUGGUCUGCCCCGCCCUGCUGGACGCAGUUGGGAAGGAGCUCGAGCGCGCCAGCCAGCUCAAGAAGAACGCCCGCGAGCUGCGGGAGGAAGCGAAGGCUGCCCCAGGGGCCAAGGCCGGAGGAGGGAAGUCAUGA